AUUUGACCUAAAUAAUAAUAAAUUAUAUUUUAAAGUAUUCCAAAAGAUAAUUUAUGUUUGCUUCACGGUCGAGUUACCGCUGACUUUGUCAGGCAGCCUGCUCAGCAGCGGACUCGAUGGCGCUGCACUGCCUGCCUUGCAGCAGCAGCGCGUUGUGGGUGCUGACGGCGGCGUUCGUGUUGCUGUCUGUGCCGACUUCCUACAUUCUACCAAAUAACUCAUUACAAGAUGGUAUUGCCGUAAGAGAGAAUGGUGCACUAGAUGGAUCACCGGAGAAUUCCUUCACGGUUGAUUUUUUUCAAUCGUAUUACCAAUCUGCAGAUCUUGUCCCACAUAUUAUAAUGCUUGUCAUCGGCAUAAUUGUUUACCUUUUCGAGUGGAUACACAGAAAACUAAUGGAGAGAAGGAUACUUAAGCUCCGUACAUUCCUGGGCGCGUCGCUGGAGCGUCUCCGCGAGGCGGACGCGCGGCGCGAGCAGCACGAAGGCACGCUGAAGCUCGCGCGCGCCGCCUCCGCCGAGUACAACCUGCUUCUGUUCCUGCUGCUGCGCGCGGGAGACGGCGACGAUGACAAGCUGCAACUCUGGCCUCGGAGAACAUCCAUCCUUUGCCAGGACACUUUCUGCUGAGAGGGACAGAGAAAGGAAUGUUUUUUCGCUGUCCUUUAUAGC
Cydia amplana is the source of this 671-nucleotide messenger RNA. RefSeq lists its product as uncharacterized. Lineage: Eukaryota; Metazoa; Arthropoda; Insecta; Lepidoptera; Tortricidae. The transcript has 2 exons. The record is from RefSeq and is a predicted model, not a curated record. Bases 117 to 629 code for a protein of 170 amino acids.